Phytophthora megakarya is the source of this 603-nucleotide messenger RNA. NCBI's taxonomy places the organism in Eukaryota, Oomycota, Peronosporomycetes, Peronosporales, Peronosporaceae. The record is from the annotation of a GenBank genome assembly.
AUGGUGGGCGAAUUUGAAGACAGUUCUCCGCGGGGAAGAAUCAACCCUAACGUACCGCCUCUGAGGAGUGACCAACAGCAAGAAGACGCGAUGCUGCGUCUAGUGGUACCCUCAACGAUGAUUCAAGAGGUACUGCAGAACUGCCACGACUCGUUAGAAGGAGGCCAUCAAGGGAUCGCUCGGACUUUCUACAGAGUGAAGUUGGAUUAUUACUGGAUCGGUCUAUACGCGAACGUAGCAAGGCACGUGCGGUCCUGUCCCGACUGUAGCUCAAGCAAUAGUCGACCAACGAUCCGCGGAUACUCCCCGGGGAACAUACUAGCGGAACGACCGUUUCAGGUUGUUUCGAUGGAUUUUGUGAUACCCUUACCGAAGUCUGCGGGGAAACACUGCGCUCCUGCUAUUCCAAUGCGCAUUCACGGGGUAUGUGAUGGGCAAAGCUAUGACAGAUACGACAGCUCUGAGAGUAGCCCAAGCAUUUGGAGAAUGUCUAGAGCGACGUUGAGUUACCGACCUCAAUGCGACGGUCAACAAGAGCGCUCGGUCAAAACUGUCAUGCAAUCAGUGCGUGUGUACGCGGAAGACCCACUUCAACAAGACUAG